AUGGUCCCUGAAAAGUCGACGUUAGAGACGUCCCCGCCUGAAAAACUCUCUGGUUUCGAGUGGUGGAGACGCUCCUUGCUGUACAGGUUGAACUUGGGUAUCUCUGAAAGCGAAAGAGCCCAGUUUGAACAUGACUAUAGACACAAGCUCGUGGAAAAGAACUGCGGACAAUGUGACGAGUUCAGAGACUGGAUGAUUGAUUAUUCGCCAAGUGUUAGAUUCAUGAUGGAGCAUGUGAACAAGCUCGGUGGAAACUUGACUAAGAAUAACAUCAUCUGUGAUAAAUGUGAUGAUUUGAAAGGUGGUGGUUUCCACCCCAAGUACGGUAUUUUGUUGUGCUCAAACUGGAUCCAAGAUAAAUGGCAGCUUGAAGAUAUUUUGACCCAUGAGCUUGUACACGCUUAUGACCAUUUGAAAUUCAAGGUUGAUCUUACCAACUUGAAGCAUCACGCUUGUACAGAGAUUCGUGCAUCGAUGCUCAGUGGAGAAUGCCGAAUGAUGAGAGAGAUCCGCAAGACUGGUUUCGGCGGCUUUGGCGGCAAGUUCCAGGAUUGCAUAAGAAGAAGAGCCGUGAUCUCUGUGGCAGCCAACCCACACUGCAAGGACGAAGCUACAGCUCAGGAAGUGGUUGACACUGUGUGGAAGUCUUGCUUCAAUGACACCAGACCAUUCGAAAGAGUCUAUCGUUAA
This is a messenger RNA of Candidozyma haemuli, 690 nucleotides long. RefSeq names its product putative metalloprotease. The transcript has a single exon. Gene Ontology annotation, biological process: mitochondrial proton-transporting ATP synthase complex assembly; mitochondrial protein processing. Lineage: Eukaryota; Fungi; Ascomycota; Pichiomycetes; Serinales; Metschnikowiaceae. Bases 1 to 690 code for a protein of 229 amino acids. The record is from RefSeq and is a predicted model, not a curated record. Gene Ontology annotation, molecular function: metalloendopeptidase activity. Gene Ontology annotation, cellular component: extrinsic component of mitochondrial inner membrane.